CAACUAAUAUCGAAUCAUUUCACAGCAAACGAGGGAUUUUUUUACGUUUGUGUUGUGCAAUGAUUUUCAUUCUGAUGUUAAAAUAAAAAAUGGCUCAAUUUUAUUAAAAUUAUGUUUUUUUUAAUGAAAAGUAUAGGUCAAACUAAUUUUAUGAAAAGAUAGGAAACAUGCGUAGAAGAUCGUGUCAAAUAUAGAGAAUGAGAUAUUUAAAAAAUAGAAUUUACAAAAAUCAGUUAAUCAGUUAAUUCUAAAAAAAUAUAAGUUUUCGUCAAACUUUGGCCCUCAGACAUCAAUUUUCGACUCUCAAGCACCUAUUUUUGUCUGUAAGUCAGUUUUUUUACUCUUGUAAGAAUCAUAAUACAUUUACAAGAUAUUUGAGCAGAUCUAUGGCAACUGCAGUACAAAAAAGCAACAAAAAUCGUGUAGUUUCAUGAAUUUGAAUGAACAAUUAAUGAAAUUUAAUAACUUCUAAAGCCAGUUUUUACACCUCAAAAUCAUGCCACAGCUUUUCACACUCCAUUAAAACUUCCAAAAUUGGCAUUAUAUUUGUUAUAUUUUAAAUUAUAUCAAUGAACUUGUUAACUACUUUACAUAUAUUCUAAAAAUGGUUGCCUUAGAGGCAAUUUUGGCACACUGUGUGCCAUAGGAAUUGAAAAAAAUGUGCCUUAGAGACAGAAAUAAUUGAGUUAGAGCCAAAAGUUAGUCCUAACGACUGUAUUAUACACAAUCAGUCAAAUAUUUUAAACAAGAAAACAGAAAAAAAAACAGUAAGAAAAAUGAAAAAUGUAUUAAAAGUUACAAAAAUAAAAGAAUAUGGUACCAAACUACGACGACAAGAAGUAAAUUAAAAGGUGGAAUAGAAGAAGAUAGAAACCAGACAGUUCUUUGUGCAUUGCAAGAAUAUUGUAGUAAUCCAAAACUAUUAAAAAAACAGUAAAUAAACCAUUAAAUACAAAAAAAAACUACAUUGACCAGCAUUAAUGUUUGAUUCAAACAAGUAAAACAAAAUCCUGCAAGUAAUAUCAAACUUUUGAUAAGAUGAAGUAUCCCAUAAAGACAUAAAGAACAAUACAAGUGACAUUGCAAUAUUGUUAGUCUGAUUAGACGAUCGAUCACAUCACCCACCAACAAUCUACUAUCUAUCUUCGCUCAGCCUUUGCCACGACCCAAUGAGAAUCUGCCGAGAACGUCCUUCCGUGUCAUUCUAACUACAAUCUGCGCCGGCACUCCCGGAGCCUCAUCGGCACAGUCAUCUCGAUGCGCUUUGUUUGUUGUUUCUGGCGCGCAUUCGACGCUCUCGCACGGCGCGUCGCAGGACACAUUUUCAAGGGCAAAACGGUUGGCGUCCACCACCACCAAAGGGCGUUGGUCACGUUUCGUAACUUGACUUGCUACUCCACUUCACACCGGCCGAUCUCCGCGCUACUGCCGAAGCAUCCGUGGUCAAGUGCUCCCGAUGACUUGUUGGAAAUGUUUUCCAACUCCGCAGUGCGUAGCGAUGUGUGUUUGAGCAGCAUUACAAACUUUACUACCAGUUUCUCAGUUUCCCACCCGGCCCGGUUUCUUAUCGAUCAGGUUCCAAACACACACCUCAGAGGGGGGGCACCGAUCCCCGAUGUGUGCUGAGCGGGAGGGAUUUGUUUGCAGUUUGAUUUCUUCGACACACUUCAGCUGUACCAGGCUGAUAAGCAUGCAUGGAGGUUUUUCGGGGGAGGGGGUGUUUUUAUCGAUCGAUUGAUACUGGGAGUGGGGGAGAUACAUUUUACAGUGAUGCAAUGACCAUUCAGGAAGCGGUCAAAUAUGAUUAGUCGAUUGGAAAUAUAGAACAGCGACACAUUCGAUCAAGUGCAGCCGGAAGCAACUGGACCGUUCUAAACCAUCGCCAUGGCUCGAAAUCGGAAAGAUGAAGGUAUCUUAAAAAAAAUAGUCUAACAUUAUAUUCUACUAUUGCCAAACCAUUUCAAGUGUCAAAUAGAAAGGAGAAAAAACUGUCUCGCGUGUUAUUGAGCCGCAAUGAACUGGAAGUGUGUUAUGAAAUUGUUCAGAAAUUGUAGACCAGCUUACUACCAGAAUUACUAUCAUUGAGGAACAAAACUACCAGAAAUGAAGUGCGAGAGUGAACAAAAACUGAUGCAAAACCAUCCAAAAGGUGUGCCUUGAGCGAUCAUUUUGAAGAUCAGUUAGAAAAAAAACCUUUGUGUAUGCAACUUAUAAGCAAAAGCUACCGCUUUUGUAUGCUUACAGAAGCACUCCCAGUGGCCACAUUGCCUUUGUCUGCGUCUGUGAGUCAAGAUUUUUUGAUUUUGAUUUUUGAUUUUUUUUAAUCAAGAUUUUGAUUAUUAGCAAAUUUGCUGUGUGCAACAUGAGAUCGCCCCUGGCACCUUGGCUUCACCAGUUGUUGGCGUUUGAUAACACCGAAGGAUAUCGUCGCUUAAAUCGCGCACUAUUUAUGAACUAUGCACAAUUGGGUGUUUGUGUGUGUGAUGUGUGUGUGUGUUUACUGCUAUGAGGUUAGCCGAUGUUGGCAUUGAAAUUUGUGUCACAAGAAAAUUUUGCUCAAAUUUGCCCUCCCAUUAAGUCGGCAGCCGUUUAUUUUGUUCACAGUCUCCGCACCACGCUACCGUCCCUUUUCCCUUCGGUGAAGUAGAAGUCCUUCAUAUCAUUAGCUUUAUCACACACGCACACACUGGGUCAUAUUUAUGCAUAUUUUAUGCCAUUAACAUUUAUUACCGGCCAACAUUAUCUACAGGUGCAAGUUUCGGUGUAACCUUAUAUAAUUAAAAAAAAAAUAGAAAUGACAACAUAACAACAGAUUCAACACAAAAUUUCAUUUUUCGAAGCAAACAUUUUAAAUUUUUCUUUAAAUAAAUAAAAAAGAAUAAAUUUUCUAUUUUUUUUUUCUUUAAACAAUUCCUCAAUAUGCCAACAAUCGCCAAACGAUCUUUUAGUUUAGAUUAAUUACUAGUGAUCGUAGUGAAUCUAGUGCAAUCUGCAAUAUGAUAAGCGCCACACGUGUACAUGUGUUUUGUUUUUUCCCACCCUUUCUACCACACCCGACUGUUACAUCGCAACAGCCGUUCUCUUUAUUACACCCUUGUUUUAGGGUUGUAAUGGUGUAUUAAAAAAAGUGACCGACAUGAGAUUAUCGACUUGUGGAAGGAAAAAUCACGCCCAUAGGUGUAGUAAAACGUUAAAAUACUGUGUAAUUGUUUGUACAAAAAUUAAUUAUUCUAUAAUUAAAUUAAAAAAAUAAGAAUGUUGUGCUAAUUAAAUAAGUCACACUCACGCUCUUCCAUAAAUAGACAAUUAUAAGGGCAAUCAAACACAAAUAAAAGUGUGCUAGAACAGGAACAGGAGGUUCACGGUUUGUUUAUCUCUUGAUGAAGAAGAUAAGCAGACCUGCUGAUGCAUUAAUGCCAAAUUAAACAGCUUCAUCGUCGCCUCAUCCCUUAACGACCGCUGAUUUACACUACACCACUGCAAGAGAGAAGAGAGAGUGAGCAGGAGGGAGAAUGCUUUCGCACGCAAUUAGCACGUGAAAGACCGAGAGAGCUGCUUGUUGUUUACCUGUCUGCACUCUACGGCAGCGAAAGAGAGAUAAAGAGAGAGAGCGCGCGCGCACGCGAUGGCUUUGUGCAACAAGCCAACGCAACAGGUAAAAUCUCCAUUGCCGAGAGAGAGAGAGAGAGCGAGAGCGAGCGAAUCUCAGGCCGUGUGUACGACGGUUGUGUGCGUGCAGGGCUGUUUUUUGUGUGUAGCUGGUUGCCGCGUCAGUCAUGCGUGUAUGCGGCCGAACAGCUGCUGUGUAAAAUAAACACACCAAAAGGGACGGUAACGGGGGCACAAUUUCUAUCACCAGGCCGAGCAGAUUCGCAAAACACAUCGCCGAUGGUGGUGGUAGGAGUAGUGUAGUGUAGCAGCAGCACCACACACAGAAACCGUGUCACUUUAGCUCGUGAUUUGCUCGUUUGUUGUAAUGAUGGUGGCUUAGUUUAUUAGUUGGAUAAAAAAUGCACCGACCAAAGACGUGAAAGUGUUUUUUUCGUGCGGCAGCUAUCUUGGCUUCCCCCUCCCCUUUGGGGGGCACCGUGCAUCAAUGUAGUGAUUUGAGCAGUUUUCUUUGUUGUUUCUGUUCCACACUGCUUUUGUGUUCUGUGUAUCUCGUCAUCAUGCACUGUACAUGAGGCGCGUUCUCCACCGGGCACAAACAGCUUUAUCAUUUGCUUUAUUAAACCUCCCACCAAUGCCCCCCACUCUACCAUAUGGCACGAUAGUGAGAGUGGGCAGACCGCCAUACACGCGCGCACCACCCACCGUCUCAUGCAUUUCCGCUGCUGCUGUAGCAACGCGAAGGCUCUGCAUGACCAGCUAACGCCUGCCGCGUAACGCAUCGUAACGUGCCCAAAUCGAAUCUUGUAACGGCCCUCGCACACACGGGGUUGCAGCAAUCGAACCAAAGUAAAACCACCUCAAACACAAACGAUGCCGUUCUGCUGUGGUUGCUGCGGUGACGCCACGUCCCGAUACGAAUAUCGCCCGAUUGGAUUUCCACAGCAACCAAGUGGUUUCGGUGCGCGCCAUGUACAGACGCUGUUGCUGUUUUUCGCCCUCACCGUCGCGUACGCACUGCGCGUCAACCUGUCCGUCGCGAUCGUGGCGAUGGUCGACCGGAAGGCGGCCAACAAGGACUACGAGGAGUUCGACUGGGACGAGGAAACGAAAUCCGUCAUCCUGAGCAGCUUCUUCUGGGGCUACGUCGUGACACAGAUCCCGGCCGGCCAGCUGGCGCAGCGGUACGGGCCCAAGAUACUGCUGCUGUUCUCCAUCGGUGUCUGCUCGCUGCUGGCCGUGCUGACACCGUUCUGUGCCCAUGCCGGUGGUGCAAAGGCAGUAAUAGGGCUCCGGAUAGUGCAGGGCUUAAGCCAGGGCUUCAUCUUUCCCUCCACCCACACGAUGCUGUCCCGGUGGGCACCGGCAUCGGAGCGGGGCCGGCUCGGCACGCUCAGCUACGCCGGCGCCCAGUUCGGCACGGUGAUCAUGCUGGCCGUCAGCGGCGUGCUGGCCUCCUCCAGCAUGGGCUGGCCGAGCAUAUUCUACAUUUCCGGCGCGGUCGGGAUGCUGUGGUCGGUGGCGUGGUUCUUCUACGGCAGCAACUCGCCGGCCGACUACCGCGGCAUCGCACCGGAGGAGCGCGAAUUCAUCGAAAGCUCGUUCGGGCCGCAAGAUCACAGCAGGCGCAUCGUUACACCGUGGGUAGCGAUCCUGACGUCUGCGCCGAUGAUUGCGCUGACGGUUGCGCACUGCUGCCACAACUGGGGCUUCUGGACGCUGCUGACCGAGAUGCCCACCUUCAUGAAGGAGGUGCUCGAGAUGGACAUUAAAAAGAACGCGCUGCUGUCGUCGCUCCCGUACCUGGUGAUGUGGAUGCUAAGCUUCGUGUUUAGCCCGCUGUCCGAUUUCCUCAUCAAUCGGCAGUAUUUGUCGCGCGUGGCCAGCCGGAAGCUGUUCAACACGAUCGGGCUGUGGGUGCCGAUGGUGGCCCUGCUCGGGUUGGCGUUCGUGCCGAAGGGUUCGUCCGAUCUGGCGAUCGUGCUGCUGACGCUGGCGGUCGGCAUCAACUCCGCGACGUACCUGGGCUUCCAGGUGAACCAUAUCGACCUUGCCCCGAACCAUGCCGGCACGAUGAUGGGCAUCACGAACUGUGCGGCCAACAUCAUGUCGAUCAUUGCGCCGCUCAUCGUGGGGCAGGUGAUAUCGGACGCGACUGAUCCUAUUCAGUGGCGCCGAGUAUUCUACAUUGCCGCCGGAGUGUACUUCUUCGGCAAUCUUACCUUCAUCAUCUUUGGCAAGGCUGACAUUCAGCCCUGGAAUGAGUCAGAGUCGCCUAUCCCUCGCACCGUGUCCAAUGCAAACGAAACCCAAUCUGCGCGAAAUGCCCACAACACGGACGGUAACAACGCAAAUUACAGCGAUUAAAGGCAUCUCGCGGGGGCUGCUCUUGCUAGUCCACAACACAAAUACGCUCGCAAACACACAAACCGCCCAAUCGUCAAAUCGAAAUAUCAUUCCGAGGAAAGGAACUGAGUAGAGACGGAAGUGGAUGGGGAAGAACAUUACUUGUUACAGUCAUAUCAUUUAGUAUUAGGUAAGGAGAAACAAUUGCAAAAAUGGGAUAUUACACUACCGAAAUCCCAAAACAGAGAGAGAGAGAGAGGGAUGUAUUUUUUUAGCAAGCAAAGGCCUAAAAACGGGCCAAAGGGAUGUAUAAAAAAGGGAGUUGAAAAAAAUAACAUUUUGCUAACAUGUUGUUUUUUGUCAUCCCCUUUUCGCUAGCUGUACGCCAUCCAGUACAGCAUCCGUAGAAAGAUUGGCUAUAUUUAUAAACCGUUAUGCUAAUGAUAGUAAUAAUGAUAAUAAAAAUACUGAAAUACGACCAAA
Molecule: messenger RNA, 6438 nt
Organism: Anopheles gambiae (African malaria mosquito)
Lineage: Eukaryota; Metazoa; Arthropoda; Insecta; Diptera; Culicidae
Product: putative inorganic phosphate cotransporter
Exons: 5
Coding region: 4483-5976 (497 amino acids)
Biological process (GO): monoatomic anion transport; transmembrane transport
Cellular component (GO): plasma membrane
Molecular function (GO): transmembrane transporter activity
Source: RefSeq, a predicted model, not a curated record